CCUUCUUGUUUGGCGUUUCAUUUGUAUGCUCUUAACAAGCCUCCAAAUACUCAAGCUGUCGUAACCGCAGAGCUAAGACAGAUAUUGCGAAUAAUGGCGUCAGCGUUAGAAGGUUAUAUCAACCACACAAUUUCAGUGGUGACCAGUGAUGGGCGAAUGAUAGUUGGAACCUUGAAGGGAUUUGACCAGACAAUUAAUUUAAUACUUGAUGAAAGCCAUGAAAGAGUGUUUAGUUCAUCCCAGGGUGUAGAACAAGUUGUAUUAGGAUUGUAUAUUAUUAGGGGUGAUAACAUAGCCGUAGUUGGUGAAAUAGAUGAUGAAACGGACAAUUCUUUAGAUCUUGCAAAUAUAAAAGCUGAACCUCUCAAUCCAGUAGUCCAUUAACUGAUGGGCAGACAUUUUAAUAUUACUUGAGACUUUAUCCUGAAUUGUACCUGGACAAGGGAUUUCAAACGGAUAUAUUGGCGUUGUGUACUCCGUAUGCCAAUUGGAACAUCACGGAACAAUCCCAUCAUGCAUUGCCCAUAAGCGAGCAUGUGAUGUAUUGCAAGGAUUUUAUAUAUCCAAGAUGAACUCAUUCUGUGCACUUGAAACAUGAAGGAAAAUGAUUCUCAGUUUAUAGUAAGAAUGUUUUGAAGGAAAAAAUAUUAUGUGGUGGUUGUUAUUCCUUUAUUUUUAUCAGUAUUUUAACUGAGGAAGAGGUGGUGGAUUUACUACGGCUGUGUCACUAUCAUGUAAGCUGAGGGGUCAAUAAUACAAAUGAUUUUUCUAAGAAUAUUACACAUUUCAUGUGUUAUGGACCCCUUAUAUCACAUGAAUUCAGAGUUGGAGUACAUUUCUGAAAAUGUUAUUCCCAAUGGAGUUGUUUUAAUGAGUGCUACAAUCAUUGUUUAAGAUUUAUAGAAUUUGUAUUAAAGAAUAUUUUGAUAAAACUUAUCGAAAAAAAAAAAAAAAC
Messenger RNA from Saccoglossus kowalevskii, 955 nucleotides. Its product is annotated as U6 snRNA-associated Sm-like protein LSm8. Gene Ontology annotation, biological process: mRNA splicing, via spliceosome. Gene Ontology annotation, molecular function: mRNA binding. Gene Ontology annotation, cellular component: U6 snRNP; U4/U6 x U5 tri-snRNP complex; precatalytic spliceosome. Lineage: Eukaryota; Metazoa; Hemichordata; Enteropneusta; Harrimaniidae. The record is from RefSeq and is a predicted model, not a curated record.